Messenger RNA from Penicillium bovifimosum, 1368 nucleotides. RefSeq lists its product as uncharacterized. The record is from RefSeq and is a predicted model, not a curated record. Gene Ontology annotation, cellular component: membrane. NCBI's taxonomy places the organism in Eukaryota, Fungi, Ascomycota, Eurotiomycetes, Eurotiales, Aspergillaceae. The coding region runs from base 1 to 1368 and encodes 455 amino acids. The transcript is spliced from 2 exons. Gene Ontology annotation, molecular function: glycosyltransferase activity.
AUGCCAUCUCUCCCAGCCCGAUAUGGUCGCUGGGGACCAAUUCUGGCCCCGGUGGUCAUGAUCCUAUUGAUCCUCCAUAUGCUCCAUGCCAAUUUCGGCUCUAACACCAUGCGGGACAUGGUCGAACCCGCCCCAGGGCUAACAAUUGAUAAUCCCGACGAAGCCGAAACCCAGAUCCCAUCAUGUCCAACUCUUCUCGGAAUGGAAGACAUCCUCGUGGUUCUCAAAACCGGUAUCACAGAAGCGCGAGACAAAGUCCCCGUCCACCUGAGAACAACCCUCCGCUGCGUCCCGCACAAGAUAAUCGUCUCAGACUUCGAAGAAGCCAUCGCCGGCAUACAAACCCACGACGUCAUCCGCAACGUCUCCGACACCCUCAAACAAUCCAACCAAGACUUCGCUCUCUACAACCGCGCCCGCAGCGGUGGCCGCCAAGCUCUAACCUCGCAAGACCACACCAAAGUCACCAACGGCCCAUCCGGAAUGAAGGACAACCCAGGCUGGAAACUCGACAAGUGGAAGUUCCUGCCCAUGAUCCACACCGCGCGGCGCGCACAGCCAGACGCCAAAUGGUUCGUCUUCCUGGAAGCAGACACGUACCCGAUCUGGCCGAAUCUGCUCGGGUGGCUGGCCAACUUUGAUCCUGAGGACCGUCUGUAUCUAGGCAACCAGAUGCAGAUUGGGACGGCGCUGUUUGCGCAUGGCGGGUCGGGCUUUGUACUUUCUCAUGCUGCUAUUCAUGCUGUGGCUGAUUUCCAUCAGUUGCACACUGACGAGUGGGAUGAGAUCACAAACCGCGAAUGGGCGGGUGAUUGUGUGCUCGGCAUGGCGCUUGCGGCGGCUGGCGUCGGGCUUACUUGGUCUUGGCCUCAUGUUACCACUCAGUCGGUGUGGGAACAGGAUAUGUUGCAUGAGAACUACGGGAAGAAGCCUUGGUGUCAUGCGCCUUUUACCUUCCACCAUAUGACGCCUGCGGAUGUGGAUCGGUUUUGGGAGUUUGAGCAGCAGUGGUUCGAAAGGACCAACUCAAAUGUCCUUACCUACAGUGAUAUCUUCCGCAACCUCAUUCGCCCAACUCUGGCAGAUAACCUCGACAACUGGGACAACUUCGCCGACAUCGGCGAGGGAAAGGAAGAUUAUCAUGGUCCGACGACACCCGCCUCCAUCGUUGCGUGUGCGGACUACUGCGCUGCAGACCCGGAAUGCGUGCAGUACCGUCUCACCCCGGACUCCCGCUGCACAACGUCCAAGACGGUUUUGCGCGGUAAGCCCCGGCCGGGCAUGCGGUCUGGGACCAUGCUGUGGCGGGUUGAUGCUGCUGUGCAGCAUAUGGAGAAGUGUGAGGGGGCGAGAUGGGUGACUAGAUGA